Messenger RNA from Magnolia sinica, 2208 nucleotides. RefSeq names its product alpha-terpineol synthase, chloroplastic-like. NCBI's taxonomy places the organism in Eukaryota, Viridiplantae, Streptophyta, Magnoliopsida, Magnoliales, Magnoliaceae. The record is from RefSeq and is a predicted model, not a curated record. Gene Ontology annotation, biological process: diterpenoid biosynthetic process. Gene Ontology annotation, molecular function: terpene synthase activity; magnesium ion binding. The transcript is spliced from 7 exons. Bases 16 to 1809 code for a protein of 597 amino acids.
UCUAGCACCAUUGGAAUGGCAUUGUAUUUCAGCCUGCCUUCCGUUUAUUUCUCCCUCCCAUGCUUGCUCCACAGGCCACUCGUGGCCUUCCGAGUGAUGAACGGUCCACAUUUUCCCAAGCAUCUUCAAUGCCUUGCAAGCGAUCAGGUCCAUGUAUUAACAGAUCAGAGGCGAUCAGCAAACUACACGCCCAGCAUUUGGGACUAUGAUUUCAUACAGUCGCUAAGCAGUGGCUAUGAGGGUGCCAUGCACGCGAGGCAAGAGCUGGAGGAAGCGGUGAGGUGUUUGCUCCAGGAAACAUCGGAGCCGUUGGAUCAACUUGAGCUGAUUGAUGCUGUCCAACGACUGGGCUUGGGGUAUCUCUUCGAAGUGGAGAUCAAAGGCGCCCUGAAAGCUCUGUCGUCCAUCAGCAACAAGGACUUGAGGAUUGAAGAGGAUCUCUAUUCCACAGCUCUUAGGUUUAGGCUCCUUAGACAGCAUGGGUACCAGGUCUCAGAAGAUGUUUUUGAUAGCUUCAUGGAUGGAAUGGGCACUUUCAAGGCAUGCCUGUCCCAGGAAACAAAGGGAAUGUUGAGUUUGUACGAGGCCUCACAUCUUUCUAUAGAAGGAGAGACUAUCUUGGAUGAGGCCAAAUCUUUUACAAGUAGACAUCUCCAGGGUCUCAAAGGGAAGGUGGGGUUACAUCUUGAAAGGAGACUGGACCAUGCAUUGAAGCUUCCCUUGCAUUGGAGGAUGCCAAGAUCAGAAGCCAGGUGGGCCAUAGACACAUACAAGGGAGAAGUGGGCAUGAAUCCCAUCUUACUUGAACUGGCGAAGCUUGAUUUCAAUAGGGUGCAAGCCAAACACCAGAGAAAUCUUAGAAAGAUGUCAAGGUGGUGGAGGGAUCUGGGCCUUGGAGAGACGUUGAGCUUUUCUAGAGACCGUUUGAUGGAAUGUUUCUAUUGGGCUCAAGGUGUGGCCUUUGAGCCUCAGUUUGGACAUUGUAGGGAAGUACUUACCAAAGCCGCUCAGCUAAUAACAACCAUUGAUGAUGUUUAUGAUGUUUAUGGAUCCUUGGAUGAAUUAGAGCUCUUCACCGAAGCCGUUGAUAAGUGGGAUGCUAAGGCAGUGGACCAACUUCCAUACUACAUGAAGAUGUGCUUUCUAGCUCUUUAUAAUACUACAAAUCAAAUAGCUUAUGAGGCCCUCAAGGAUCAGGACUUGGACAUCAUACCAUACCUAAGCAAAGUGUGGGCAGAUUUUUGUAAAGCAAUGCUAGUUGAGGCAACGUGGUGCAACCAGAGAUAUCAGCCCACAUUGGCAGAAUAUUUGAACAAUGGAUGGAUUUCGUCAUCAGGGGCUGUCUUGCUGGUUCAUGGAUUUUUAAAUGCAAACCAAACAAUAAAGAAGGAAGCAUUAGAAUGCUUAGAAAAUGAUCCAAAUAUCAUACGCUGGCCAGCUAUGAUUCUCCGACUUUGCAAUGAUUUGGCAACUUCAAAGGUUGAGCUUGAGAGAGGUGAUGUCCCAACAUCAAUUCAAUGUUACAUGAAUGAUGCCAACGUUUCGGAGAGGGUCGCCCAUGAACACAUCAAAGGCCUGAUUGCCGACAUUUGGAAGAAGAUGAAUGAAGAAUGCGGACCCCAAUCUCCUUUCCCGGAACCAUUUGUCAACAUGGCUUUUGAUCUUGCAAGGAUGGCCCACUGCAUUUACCUAUAUGGAGAUGGUCAUAGCAAUCCAGACGGCGAUACCAAGGAACGAAUCAUGUCAUUAUUGGUCGAACCUAUCCCACUUAAUGCGAGAUUGGCACAUACUUCUAAAAGCAUUUGCUGAAGUCUACGCCUCUAUGAGCAGUUCGCAGCAUCCACGAACUUUUUAAAUGACACGAGGGACCCACAAUCAUCAAUCAGGACGGUUCAUUUAAUAGCACCACGAGGAAGAAGCAAGGUGUCAGAACUACAGCCAAUUGAAUGUUCCCAAUCCUUUGAACGUGGACAAUUUGUUAUAUCCAUCCCUUGCUUGUGAGCCACAGCUCAUAGGAUUAGAAUCAUCAAACUAAAGUGCUAGUAUGGAACCAUAAACAAUAAAAGAAAAAGUGGGGUCUACCAUAUAGAUAUUUCAAGAUGAUGGUUGGAUUUAUUUUCUCUCCUGCUCAAUUUUAUUUUGAUUGUCCAUUUUUCAUAUUAUUGAUCAGAUGUUUAUGAUCAUCUUAUUGGUAUGAUUUUUAUACUA